Molecule: messenger RNA, 486 nt
Organism: Colletotrichum phormii
Lineage: Eukaryota; Fungi; Ascomycota; Sordariomycetes; Glomerellales; Glomerellaceae
Product: actin lateral binding protein
Exons: 3
Coding region: 1-486 (161 amino acids)
Biological process (GO): mitotic cytokinesis; actin filament organization
Cellular component (GO): actin filament; actomyosin contractile ring
Molecular function (GO): actin filament binding
Source: RefSeq, a predicted model, not a curated record
AUGGACCGUAUCAAGGAGAAAAUGAACCAGCUUCGUCUGGAGGCCGACGACAACGCCGCAAAGGUUGAGGAGCUUCAGACCAAGGUCAAGUCCCUGGAGCAGGAGAACCUGUCCAAGGAGCAGGAGAUCACCUCCUUGCAGCACAAGAACGGUCUGCUCGAGGGCGAAGUCGAGAAGCUUGAGACUGCAGUUAAGGACUUCAAGAAGGCUGCCGACGAGAGCGCUGGCACCGGCACACAAAACGAGACUCUCCAGCGCAGACUCCAGCUCCUCGAGGAGGAGGCCGAGGAGGCGGACAAGACCCUUCGGGAAGCCAACGAGAAGCUCAGACAGACCGACGUCAAGGCCGGCCACUUCGAGCGCAAGGUCCAGGCUCUCGAGUCGGAGCGCGACCAGUGGGAAUCCAAGUACGAGGAGAUGGCCAAGAAGUACGCGACGGUCCAGAAGGAGCUCGAGGACUUCCAGGCCGAGAUUGGCAACAUCUAA